This is a messenger RNA of Saccostrea echinata, 980 nucleotides long. RefSeq names its product deoxyuridine 5'-triphosphate nucleotidohydrolase-like. The record is from RefSeq and is a predicted model, not a curated record. Gene Ontology annotation, molecular function: dUTP diphosphatase activity; magnesium ion binding. The transcript has 6 exons. Gene Ontology annotation, biological process: dUMP biosynthetic process; dUTP catabolic process. The coding region runs from base 18 to 521 and encodes 167 amino acids. NCBI's taxonomy places the organism in Eukaryota, Metazoa, Mollusca, Bivalvia, Ostreida, Ostreidae.
GGUGAACUGCGCGGGAAAUGAGCAGUAUUGCAGAGGAUAAAGAAAAUAUCCAGGAGCCUCUGAAUAAGAAAAUCUGCACGAUGCCGAUCGAUUCUGUUGUUUUAAAAUUCGCAAAACUCUCUAAAAAUGCUUUCUCUCCAACAAGGGGUUCAAAAUUGGCAGCUGGAUAUGACUUGUACAGUGCUUAUGACUAUGUUAUUCCUGCAAAAGGGAAAGUGAUUGCAAAAACAGAUAUCCAGAUAGCCCUACCUGAUGGCUGCUACGGGAGAGUUGCUCCACGAUCAGGACUGGCAGCAAAACACUUCAUAGAUGUGGGAGCUGGCGUGAUAGACCAGGAUUACAGAGGAAAUGUAGGAGUGGUUAUGUUCAACUUUGCUGAUCAAGACUUUGAAGUUAAGAAAGGAGACAGAAUGGCCCAGUUGAUUUGUGAGAGAAUUUACAUCCCAGACCUGCAGGAAUGUGAAAGGCUGGAUGACACAGAUCGGGGAGAAGGAGGAUUUGGAUCCACAGGGAAAAACUGAAUCUGUUUGUUUUCCCAGAGAUAUGCAAACUCUUUGAUUAGAUUACAAUAUCUUAAGAUCAGAUCAGUGAAUCAAAAGAUGAGAAAGAGUUGGAUAAUUGUCAUAGGACUGUUGGAAUCUGUUUAAAAAGAAAACAAUUAAUAUGACUGCAGUUUGAAAAUUCUUGUAGCUUAUGAUGGCAGUGGAAAGAUUGAAUGUGACUUUGAUGUGAAAAUUUUAUAAAUUACAUGUAGAUGAGGCUUGUAAAACAUUUUAAAAAUGUAAGUGUAUUUCGAGAGCUCUUUCUGUUUGAAUUUAUAUGUGUAUUCAGUACAUAUUUAGUUCGAAAACAUUUUCUUGCAUCUGGUUACCUUUUUGCAUCAGAUCUCAGGGUACAGAAUCUUCUUGUUGCAUUUUGUUGCUUUCUUUCUCAAUGAUACCACCUGAUGUAUUCAUUUUGUAAAUAAAUAUUUACAUAUA